AUGACGAUGGUUAUGGAAAACCAGAACCGCCCUUAUGGCGGCAUGAGCUUCGACAGCGUCUACCACAAUCCGCCGCAAUUCACAGAUCCCUGGGCACACUCGACAUCGCACUCGACACCUCCAGUCUAUGCGACCACCAUGGGCAAUGGCGCCAGCCUAUCUAUCAAGGAGGAUGUGAACCGCCCUGGCAUGUCCAUGCCAUACCCCAGCAUCCCAGUUUCCGCGCCGUCAAUGGUACCAGGAAGCACCUACGCGACUAGCUAUGGCCCCGAAGUUAUGGGCAUGCAACACGAGGUGCCGCGCACAACGUUCGACCAGGCCCCUUCCUACACUACUGCCCCGCCUAUGAGCAGUUUCGCGCCGGCCAGCUAUGCGCCCGUCAGCUACGCUCCAAUCCACCCGUCGCCCACAGACAACCGUCGCAUUUCGCACUCAGAUGCCCGCGUUGGCCCCUCACCCGCAUCCGCGCCCACCUUUGGUGAUGCGCUCGAUGCAAGCCGUGGAAUGGUCGCUCUCAGCCAGGACCUGACACCGCGCAACAUCUACGGCCCUGGUCCUCGAGGCGCGCGUGGCUCAGCCGACUCCUACGGUUUCCCCUCGACGCACUCCUCCACCUCCUCUAUCUCCUCCGGCGGCAACUACCCCUACUACAGCGCCUCAGUUGGCUCAGUCGACUCCUCCGUGACAGACUACAGUUCAACAACCUCCGAGUCAUACGAGUCGCGCACUCUCCCGCGCCCAACCAGCCUCCUAGCUGGUAGUGCUCCCCCAGGCCCUCAGUCUAUGAUGAGCCAGUUCAGCUCCAAGAUGCCAUCCAACACCCAGAAGAAGCACAAGUGCAAGGUGUGCGACAAGCGUUUCACGCGUCCAUCUUCGUUACAGACACAUAUGUACAGCCACACUGGCGAGAAGCCUUUCGCGUGUGAUGUUGAAGGCUGCGGGCGGCACUUCUCCGUUGUGUCAAAUCUGCGCCGACACAAGAAGGUCCACAAGGGCGAGAAGGACGCCGGCUCCGGCGACGACGACGAGUAA
Messenger RNA from Penicillium antarcticum, 1032 nucleotides. Its product is annotated as C2H2-type zinc finger protein. Gene Ontology annotation, biological process: regulation of transcription by RNA polymerase II. Lineage: Eukaryota; Fungi; Ascomycota; Eurotiomycetes; Eurotiales; Aspergillaceae. Gene Ontology annotation, molecular function: RNA polymerase II cis-regulatory region sequence-specific DNA binding; DNA-binding transcription factor activity, RNA polymerase II-specific. Bases 1 to 1032 code for a protein of 343 amino acids. The transcript has 3 exons. The record is from RefSeq and is a predicted model, not a curated record. Gene Ontology annotation, cellular component: nucleus.